UCAAGUUGCUGUCAUCCCUGAGUGACAUAUACUACGCAUACUACGUUUAUCGGCGACAGGCUUCUGUUGUUUUUGUUUGAGUAAUUAGGACGACUUUAAGAACCAAUUUAGCCAAAGUGCGAAUCGAAUAAAAUGGAGAAACCACAGAAAAUGCCUAAAGUGGCUAAGGUGAAGAAUAAAGCUCCAGCUGAGAUCCAAAUCACUGCGGAGCAGUUGUUGCGCGAGGCCAAAGAACGUGACUUGGAAAUCCUUCCACCGCCACCAAAGCAAAAAAUUUCCGAUCCAGCCGAAUUGGCUGACUAUCAGCAACGGAAGCGUAAAGCAUUUGAAGACAAUUUGCGCAAAAAUCGCAUGGUCGUGAGCAAUUGGAUCAAAUACGCUCAAUGGGAAGAAUCACAAAAGGAAAUCCAGCGAGCCCGCUCGAUCUGGGAACGUGCACUGGACAACGAUCACAAAAACAUUACCAUUUGGCUGAAGUACGCCGAAAUGGAAAUGAAGAAUCGACAGGUGAAUCAUGCUCGGAAUCUGUGGGAUCGGGCCGUGACCAUACUGCCGAGAGUCAAUCAAUUCUGGUACAAAUACACGUACAUGGAGGAGAUGCUGGAAAAUGUUGCCGGCGCUCGACAAGUAUUCGAACGCUGGAUGGAAUGGCAACCGGAAGAACAAGCCUGGCAAACGUACAUCAAUUUCGAACUGAGAUACAAGGAAAUCGAUCGGGCGAGAAAUGUCUACGAGAGAUUUGUGAUGGUACAUCCGGAGGUGAAGAACUGGAUCAAAUAUGCGCGCUUCGAAGAGAAUCACGGUUACAUCAGCGGUUCGCGAACGGUGUUUGAACGGGCAGUCGAAUUUUUCGGCGACGAUAACAUUGAGGAGCGUCUGUUCAUUGCAUUCGCCAGAUUCGAAGAAGAUCAGAAGGAGCACGACCGAGCCAGAGUGAUUUACAAAUAUGCUUUGGACCAUCUGCCCAAGGACCGGACAGCCGAACUAUACAAAGCCUACACCGUUCACGAAAAGAAAUUCGGUGACCGGUCCGGCAUCGAAGAUGUUAUUGUGUCCAAGCGAAAAUUCCAGUACGAACAAGAGGUGGCCGACAAUCCCAGCAAUUACGACAGUUGGUUCGACUAUUUGCGAUUGGUGGAGAACGAAGGUAAUAGUAAAACCAUUCGCGAAACAUACGAACGCGCUAUCGCCAAUGUGCCACCGAGCAAGGACAAGAAUUUCUGGCGUCGAUACAUUUAUCUGUGGAUCAACUAUGCCCUGUACGAAGAAAUCGAAGAAGAGCACGAGGAACGGACAAGACAAAUUUACAAAACUUGCCUCGAUCUCAUUCCGCACAAACUGUUCACGUUCAGCAAAGUUUGGCUGCUGUACGCUCAGUUCGAAAUUCGCUGUAAGAAUCUGCCAGUCGCUCGGAAGGCACUGGGCGCAGCUAUUGGUAUGUGUCCACGAGAUAAACUCUUUCGCGGUUACAUCGAACUGGAGAUUCAGUUGCGUGAGUUCGAUCGUUGUCGCAUUUUGUACGAGAAAUUCCUCGAAUUCGGACCGGAAAACUGCAUAACUUGGAUGAAAUUUGCCGAAUUGGAGAGUUUGCUCGGUGAUGUGGAACGUGCGAGAGCCAUUUUCGAGUUAGCAGUGAACCAGCCACGUCUGGACAUGCCCGAACUGCUGUGGAAGGCGUACAUUGACUUUGAGGUGUCCCAAGGCGAGACCGAACUCGCCCGUCAGCUGUACGAACGGCUGUUGGACCGAACCGUUCACGUCAAAGUGUGGAUUUCAUUCGCCAAAUUCGAAUUGAUGUCCGACUCCGAAGACAACAUGAACAUCGAUCUGGCACGUCGUGUGUACGAACGUGCAAACGACUAUCUGCGGAACGGUGCUGAAAAGGAAUCGCGUGUAGUGUUGCUGGAAGCGUGGCGAGACUUCGAAAUGCAACACGGCAACGAAAACACUUACAACAAGGUGAUCGAGAAAAUGCCCAGACGUGUGAAGAAGCGACAGAAAAUCGUUUCGGACAGUGGCAUCGACGAAGGCUGGGAGGAGGUGUUCGAUUACAUUUUCCCGGAGGAUGAAAUGGCACGACCGAAUCUGAAACUAUUGGCGGCAGCAAAGAAUUGGAAAAAGGCUAAAGAGACGACGACGACGACGACUACGAAUGAUGAGACGGAAGCGACUACAUCUGAGGAAUAAUAAAGAAGAAAAUUUUCGGUUCGUA
Molecule: messenger RNA, 2212 nt
Organism: Bradysia coprophila
Lineage: Eukaryota; Metazoa; Arthropoda; Insecta; Diptera; Sciaridae
Gene: crn
Product: pre-mRNA splicing factor crn
Biological process (GO): mRNA splicing, via spliceosome; spliceosomal complex assembly
Cellular component (GO): precatalytic spliceosome; post-mRNA release spliceosomal complex; Prp19 complex
Molecular function (GO): protein binding
Source: RefSeq, a predicted model, not a curated record